Malaya genurostris is the source of this 3486-nucleotide messenger RNA. Its product is annotated as sodium-coupled monocarboxylate transporter 1. Lineage: Eukaryota; Metazoa; Arthropoda; Insecta; Diptera; Culicidae. The record is from RefSeq and is a predicted model, not a curated record. Bases 667 to 2874 code for a protein of 735 amino acids. Gene Ontology annotation, molecular function: symporter activity. Gene Ontology annotation, cellular component: membrane. The transcript is spliced from 12 exons. Gene Ontology annotation, biological process: sodium ion transport; transmembrane transport.
UUCACCCGCGUCGCGCGCGCAUGAUCCAACCGACUCGCGAUAGAGCAUUGUUGAGCUUUCUAGUGAUAGUGUUUUAUUAUUUUUCCAAAUGUUUUUUUGUGUCGAUUUCGGGAGUUGGAAAUAAAUCGAACAUUUCUAAAAAAAUCGGAAGUUGUGUUUAGCUUGUUUUUUUUAUCGUAUUUGCUAAAGACAUUUCAAAAUUGGAUACCACAAGGAAUAGAAUUCGAGCUGAUGUUCUCGCGUUUUCGUACCUGCGAAUGAAAUACCGAAACAGCCUUGGACUGAUUGAGCAGAUUCAGUUCAGAACUUUGGUGCAAAUUAAAGAAAGUCCGCACCGGAAGCGUGGUUUCACUGGAGAUAAAGCAGCACCCAUCUGGGGCGAUCCGGGGUGUCAGCACAGCAGCUACUGAGUGGGGUUUUUUUGUGAUAUCAAUUAAAUAAAACGUGAUCAAUUUCGAACGCUUCUCAAUUACUGACACCCGCGGGCAGCCGCCGGAAAUGUAAAUCAAUCGACCCCGGAGACAAUCGAGAAGCAAUAAGCAAAUAAACUGACAGUGACAAAUAAUCGGCAUCGGCCAAAUAACUAAAAUAGCUUAUAAAACGAAGCGGUUACACCGAUCGGUACCAAAUAUUACUGAUAGGUUCAAUAGAGUAUAUUAUAGGAGAAUGGAAACUUUCAAGAUUGUUGUUUUGAUUGGUUGCGCGCUGGCGGUCGCAGCUCGACCGGAAUCGGACAGCUCGGAAUGGCCGGAGUGUGGCAGCGAGGAGAAUUUACACCAGGGAGAAUUUUCUCCCUAUGACUAUUCGGCCGUUGGCUUCAUGUUGGUCGUGUCUUUGGGAAUUGGAGUUUUCUACGGGUACUUCGUUAAGCCCAAGAAAGUCGAUGGCGAUCCUAGUUCAAAUGACUUUUUGCUUGGCUCCGGAAUGACAGUAUUCCCAGUCACGUUGAGUUUGACAACAAGCUUCAUAACGGCCAUCGAGUUGCUUGGCAAUCCAUCGGAAAUGUUUUACAGUGGAACUCAGUUUGCUUUAAUAGUAAUUGCUGCCUUACUGGUGAUCCCCGUCGCCGUCAAGUUGUUCUAUCCAAUGUACUAUAAAAUGAAUUUGACUAGCUGCUACGAGUAUCUGGGAACACGGUUCAACAGCAAAAUUCGCAUAUUCGGAGCAAUCCUAUAUAUUCUGCAGAUGUCUUUCUACACCUCGGUUGCAGUACUGGCACCAGCAAUCGCCCUUUCGAAGGCAACAGGUCUCGAUACGCACGUGGCCGUGGUGCUGAUCUACUUCGUCUGUGUGUUCUACUCUUCGCAGGGUGGCAUGAAGGCAGUCGUUAUUGCUGAUACCUUCCAGGCCUGUAUCCUGGCUCUUUCACUGGUUCUGGUGGUCGCCUUCGGCUGGUAUUACACGGGCGGUCCAGUAGAGGUUUUCACACGUGCCCAGGAAAACGGUCGGAUCGAGUUGCUCAAUCUCAGCACCAAUCCGACAACCCGUCAUAGCGUGUACUCCGUGGUAAUCGGUGGCUUUUUCUAUUGGACGUCGCUGUUUUGCACAAAUCAAGCUGCAGUUCAGAAAUGUAUGUCAUUAAAAUCGCUCGACAAGGCAAAAAAAGCGAUUUAUCUUUCGAUCAUCGGACUGGUGUUGGUUUUUCUGUUUAACUUCUACACCGGGCUGAUGACUUUUGCCCACUACACCGGGUGCGAUCCCCUGCGAUCGGGUCAAAUAACCGAGAAGGACCAGCUGGUGCCGUUCUUCGUAAUGGAUGUGCUCGGUCAUGUCAAGUCGAUGACGGGCAUUUUUGUCGCCGGCAUCUUCGCCGCCAGUUUGGGGACUGUUGCUGCGGCGCUCAAUUCCCUGUCUGCCGUCACGUGCGAGGACCUGCUCGUAUCCGGUCUGGGUAUGAAGAUUCCACCGGAGAAGGGUGCCAUGUAUGCCAAAUGGAUGUCGCUCGGGUACGGAGUGUUCUCCUUUGGACUGGUUUUCGUGGUGGAACGACUUGGUGGCAUUCUGCAGGCUACCCUCACCCUAAACGGACUGAUUGGCGGUGUGACAUUGGGACUGUUCGCUCUCGGACUGUUCUUCCGAAAUGCCAACAGCAAGGGCGCGUUGUACGGAGGUAUCCUGGCGUUGGCUUUUGUCGUCUACAUUGGCGUGAUGGCACAAAUCUACGGAGAACCGGUGACCCCGCUGCCGUCAUCGAUUGACGCCUGCAAUUGUACGCAAACAACGUCGUCGUCGUUGGUCGUCGUCGGUGUGGAAACCUUCGGUGGAAUUGGCAGCCGACCUCGACAGACCGGUGAGUCUUGCGUUGGUUUCACUGGACACUGGAUUGGCCGGAACCAUGCCGGCUCCUCGGAAAGCUCCCCGUGGGCCUCAGUCUACCAGAUCAGCUACAUGUGGUACUCAUUCCUGGGGACGAUCCUGACGAUUUUCUUCGGUUUCAUCAUCUCACUGAUGACGGGAGGGCUGUGCGUGGGAAAACAGAUGAGCAUCGAUCUGCUGACGACACUCGGCGAUUCGGCCGUUUCCAAACAGGAGGAAAAAUGCACCAAAGUGCUGCGGUACAGCCGGUCGGGUGACGACGGUAAUCCGGACGCGGGCAAGGGAAGAAAAUCAAUUACAAGAGAUGACUCUAUCCGGAUCCAGAUCGGUGCACCGUUGACGAUGAUGAUGAAAACCGGUGUCUCAUCCGAGCAGGAGAACAACAAGAAGCAACGGCACCAGACAAACGGAAGUGUCUACGAUGAAGGUGGCAUAUUUGCAAUCGGAGGAUAUCGUAAUCAAGCCGAUGGGAAUGCCACCGACUCCGGCUGGUUGCGAUCGACCACUCAGCUCAUGGCCGACGGUCCAACGGUGAAGAUAGAACGUGAGAGAUUUUAAUUAUCGUUGUUACUAUCCGAUUGCCAGGACGUUGUGUCACACAACGAUUGGGAUUUCGGGGGAAAAAGGAAAGAUUUACCUAGCAUUACUAUUGGUUACGAUUAGUUGAUAGGGUUCACUUACUUCAAACUAUCUGUUAUAUAUUCGACCAAGCCAUCAAUUAUUUUACCCUUUUGCCCGUAAUUGAGUGGAAAGAAAUGCUGAAAACCUUAUUUAUAACCUUCUACAUAUUGACUUCUGGUUGUCCCACACGGGAAAGCAAAACGAAGAAAAUUGUCAGCAGAAAGUCAGUAAAUCUAGUGAGCAGAUUCGGAUUACGGAAUGAAUUUAUUUGCGGAAGCAAUAUAUAGUACAAAAAGUAAUAGAUAUUCUUAUUUUGCUCCACUCGAGCGGUGAAAGGCAGAACGGCAGAAAGCUUCCAGUUAGUGACUGUAGUGUGAAAGUAGAUAUAGGAAAUUGCAUGUUCAAAUGACCGGAUAUUCGUAGGGAAAUGAUUUCAUAUCAGUAGUAUUGCAGUCAGUAUUUAUUAGCAUUAGUGUAGGCACACCACUUUUUUUUGGUAUCCAUAUUUUGCAAGUGAAAUUGCUUUCACGUUAAAGCAAUCAAAAACAA